AUGUGCAAACCAACAACGACCACCACCAGUGAAGCACUUCCGCCUCCGGACGCUCGACUCUUUCUCGCCACCGUCAAGGAUUUUGGAGAAGACGAAUAUGGGAGAACCCCCACAGUCCAGGCGAGAUUGUUUACGAUUGGAGUCUUUGUGGUCUUUUUGAUUGGGGUGGAGCAGCUAUGUCGUCAGAUUCUAUUGGCAAAUGUGGAUUUCCAUCCACUAUUGGAGAAUGAAACCAAUCGUCACAUUCUGGCGCGACAUGUGGGAAUUGAUUUCGUAUCGGCGGCCGUGGUCAGCUACUUUGGUUUCAAUGCCCGGCACCUUACCCAAGACAUGAUUGACAAACACUUGAGAGGCAAGAAGAAUGCCAUGCCCAAGACGUACGAGAAUCGUUUGUUUCAAUACCAUCCCGAAUCGGCACGAAUCAUUUUGUUAUUCAUUGGAUAUCAAGUCAAGAAUUCGUACGAUACCCUCGUAUGGAACGACGGGGCCUUGUUCAUCGCCCAUCACAUUCUCGCCUUUGGUACGGCAUGGGGCGCCCUCUUUCCAGGAGCCGCCCAUUAUUACGCACCCUUUUAUCUGGGAUAUUCCGAAAUUUCGACGGCGGCCCUGUGUUUGUUGGCCAACUUUGACGAUGAUUUUGGUGUGCGAGGUUUGGCAGCGGCCUUUCCCCUGACCAAGGUGAUUUUGGGAGCCAUCUUUGCCGUUUCCUUUAUCGUGUGUCGGGUCAUUAUUUGGACCACCCAUAGUGUCUAUUACUUGCAAGAUGUGAUUGCCUGUCUCAAGACGGACGAUCCUAGGAUUGUUGGACGCAAACCGUGGUUGCAAUUCACUGGAUUCUCUCUUUCACUAUUGUCUCUCCUGCAGAUUAUUUGGUUGGGAGAAAUCUUUCUCACGGGAAAGAGAGAAUUGGAAGCCAUGGGGUUCUUGUAG
Cylindrotheca closterium is the source of this 930-nucleotide messenger RNA. The record is from the annotation of a GenBank genome assembly. NCBI's taxonomy places the organism in Eukaryota, Bacillariophyta, Bacillariophyceae, Bacillariales, Bacillariaceae.